Molecule: messenger RNA, 5963 nt
Organism: Puma concolor (puma)
Lineage: Eukaryota; Metazoa; Chordata; Mammalia; Carnivora; Felidae
Gene: DENND4A
Product: DENN domain containing 4A
Biological process (GO): regulation of Rab protein signal transduction
Cellular component (GO): ESCRT I complex; cytoplasmic vesicle
Molecular function (GO): protein binding
Source: RefSeq, a predicted model, not a curated record
GCGCCGGGCUGGGGAUGAGCUAAGCGGGUUCAGAGCGCCGCGGCAUCCAGCCCCUCGUGUCCCGCCGCCGUCGGGAGGGGACAGUGCACCACUCUCCAAGCUCGACCCGUUGCUCGCGCUGGAGCCAGCGGUGAGUCUUUCUCAAAUUCUGAGGCUUGCAGAAUUCACAAAUUGAGAUUUGGCAUCAUUUUCAGAGAAAGACCUUCAGUAAUGUAUGUAACCUUCUGUAAUGGAAGAUGAUUGAAGAUAAGGGGCCUCGUGUUGCUGACUACUUUGUUGUAGCUGGAUUAACUGAUGUUUCAAAGCCUCUGGAAGAAGAAAUUCACUUCAAUGAUGCCUGUCAUAAAGUAGCUAAACCAAAAGAACCUAUUACAGAUGUUGCAGUUAUUAUUAAAUCUCUUGGGGAGGAAGUGCCACGGGAUUAUAUCUGUAUUGAUGUUACUCCAACUGGAUUGUCAGCUGAUCUCAAUAAUGGAAGUCUUGUGGGGCCACAGAUUUACCUUUGCUACAGAAGAGGAAGAGAUAAGCCUCCACUUACAGAUCUGGGGGUUUUAUACGACUGGAAAGAAAGAUUGAAACAAGGGUGUGAAAUUAUUCAGAGUACUCCGUAUGGACGCCCUGCAAAUAUUAGUGGCAGUACCUCAUCACAAAAAAUUUAUAUCACUUACCGAAGAGCCUCUGAAAACAUGACUCAGAAUACGUUGGCUGUCACAGACAUAUGUAUUAUCGUACCCAGUAAAGGAGAAAGCCCACCACACACGUUUUGCAAAGUCGACAAGAAUCUCAAUAACAGUAUGUGGGGAUCAGCAGUGUACUUAUGUUAUAAAAAAUCAGUGGCAAAGACUAACACUAUAUCUUACAAAGCUGGUCUAAUUUGUAGAUAUCCUCAAGAAGAUUAUGAGUCUUUCUCACUCCCAGAAUCUGUUCCCCUAUUUUGUUUACCAAUGGGUGCAACUAUUGAAUGUUGGCCACCAAAUAGCAAAUACCCUCUCCCUGUUUUUUCUACAUUUGUGUUAACUGGAGCCUCAGCUGAAAAGGUCUAUGGUGCUGCUAUUCAGUUUUAUGAACCAUACUCUGAGGAAAAUCUCACAGAAAAACAGAGACUUCUCUUGGGUUUAGCAUCAUCAGCAGAUGGGAAAUCUGAUAGUUCCAAAACAAUUCACACUAAUAAAUGCAUCUGUCUUCUUUCUCACUGGCCUUUUUUUGACGCAUUCAGGAAGUUUCUGACUUUUCUGUAUCGUUAUUCUAUCUCUGGACCUCAUGUCCUUCCAAUUGAGAAGCAUAUUUCUCAUUUUAUGCAUAAAGUUCCUUUUCCAUCUCCUCAGAGGCCGCGGAUUUUAGUUCAGUUAUCACCACAUGAUAAUCUGAUUCUCAGUCAACCUGUUUCUUCACCUCUUCCACUAAGUGGUGGCAAGUUUUCAACACUACUUCAAAAUUUAGGCCCUGAAAAUGCUGUGACACUACUUGUGUUUGCAGUAACAGAACAUAAGAUUCUCAUCCAUUCCCUACGCCCUUCCGUGCUUACUAGUGUGACAGAAGCAUUAGUGUCUAUGAUUUUCCCUUUCCACUGGCCAUGCCCAUAUGUUCCUCUCUGCCCACUGGCUUUAGCAGAUGUCUUGAGUGCACCAUGUCCAUUCAUAGUAGGAAUUGAUUCAAGAUACUUUGAUCUCUAUGACCCUCCACCAGAUGUCAGUUGUGUUGACCUAGACACCAACACCAUUUCUCAAACUGGUGACAAGAAAAAUGUAGCUUGGAAGAUACUUCCAAAGAAACCAUGUAAAAAUCUGAUGAACACACUGAAUAAUUUGCACCAGCAGCUGGCAAAAUUGCAGCAGAGACCAAGAGACGAUGGACUAAUGGACUUAGCAAUGAAUGACUAUGAUUUUAAUUCUGGAAAGAGGUUGCACAUGAUAGAUUUGGAAAUCCAAGAGGCAUUUUUGUGUUUCAUGGCCUCUAUUUUAAAAGGCUAUAGAUCAUACUUAAGACCAAUAACACAAGCCCCAUCUGAGACAGCCACAGAUGCGUCCUCUCUUUUUGCCUUGCAAGCUUUCUUAAGAAGCCGGGACCGAUCACAUCAAAAAUUCUAUAACAUGAUGACCAAAACACAAAUGUUCAUUCGCUUCAUCGAGGAAUGUUCUUUUGUCAGUGAUAAAGAUGCAAGCCUGGCAUUUUUUGAUGACUGUGUAGAUAAAGUGGAUAUGGACAAGAGUGGUGAAAUGCGACUUAUAGAACUGGAUGAAUCUUUCAAAAGUGAACAUACUGUUUUUGUAACACCACCUGAGAUCCCCCAUCUACCCAAUGGUGAAGAACCCCCUUUACAGUACAGCUAUAAUGGAUUUCCAGUUCUUAGAAACAAUUUAUUUGAGAGACCUGAAGGAUUUCUACAAACACGAAAGAACAAAUUGCCUUCAAAAUCAAGUAGUCCUAGUAGCCCUUCUCCCAUGUUCAGAAGAACAAAACAGGAAAUUAAAUCAGCCCAUAAAAUUGCCAAGAAGUAUUCUUCUAUUCCCCAAAUGUGGUCUAGGUGUCUACUGCGUCACUGUUACGGACUAUGGUUUAUUUGUCUGCCAGCUUAUGUGAAAGUAUGUCAUUCAAAAGUCAGGGCCCUGAAAACAGCAUAUGAUGUGCUUAAAAAAAUGCAGUCAAAGAAGAUGGAUCCCCCUGAUGAGGUGUGCUACCGCAUUCUCAUGCAGCUCUGUGGACAGUAUGAUCAGCCCGUGCUUGCAGUUCGAGUGCUUUUCGAAAUGCAGAAAGCUGGUAUUGACCCCAAUGCCAUUACUUAUGGUUAUUAUAAUAAGGCUGUUCUGGAAAGUACUUGGCCCUCAAGAAGUCGUAGUGGCUAUUUUCUUUGGACAAAAGUAAGAAACGUUGUUUUAGGAGUAGCACAGUUCAAAAGAGCUUUAAAGAAACACGCACACUUAUCACAAACAACUCUCUCAGAUGGCAGUGACCUGGAUGCUAUUAGUCAUGGCAGCAUGGAUAGUGGUCAUGGGACACAAACUGUGGAGCAGGCACCUUUUAAUACGGGUUUAAUCAAAGUAUAUGCUACUGAUGAUAGAUCUAGUACAGGUGGCCAGUCUGAUCUUGGGUAUAAUUCAUUAUCUAAGGAUGAAGUUAGAAGAGGGGAUAUAUCUACUGAAGAAAUUCAAGAAGAAAAAGAUAAGAAAGGGAGUGAUUCUAGUUCCCUAUCAGAGAGCGAGAGUGCAAAAGGAAGUGCUGAUUGUCUUCCUGAGCUUAAUUAUCAAAGUUCUUCCAGUAUAGUUCGCCCCAGUGGCACCAGUGACAAUGGUGCUGAUAAAAUAUCAGAAGAAGGCUCUGAAAGCACAUCUGAGCUGCUCUUAAUGUCAUCCUUUGAGGGUCCAAAUGAAACAGGAAAGAGUCAAAGUAGAUGCUUCAGGAAAAGACAUAAAAGUGACAACGAAGCUGAUUUGCAGCAGCGACUCUCCUGGGGAAGCAGAGAGCGCAGUCUUAGCGGAGGAGUACUGGUGGGACUUGUGCUCAGUAGAGUCAACCAGGAAGCAAAUCCUGGAGACAUGGCCGAAAAACUAGGAGCUGACGCAAAAAUACUUUCAAAUGUGAUCUCAAAAAGCACAAGACCAACUAGUCUUGAUAUUGGAAAGCCACCUUUGAGAUCAAAAAGAGACAGUCUAGAAAAGGAAUCUAGUGAUGACGAUACACCUUUCGAUGGUUCCGAUUGUUUGGCAGAUAAAGUGGAUUCUCCCGUUAUUUUUGAUUUGGAGGACUUAGACAGCGAAACAGAUGGGUCAAAAGUGGGAUAUGUUGCUUCACAAAACCCCAAGAGGAUUCAGCGUCUCAGCAGCAGCUUUUCAGUAAAACCCUCUGAAAAAACAGAUGUCGCCACGGGAUUUGAUCCCCUCUCCCUUUUGGUUGCUGAGACUGAACAGCAGCACAAAGGGGAGGAGGAGGAGGAUGACGAUGACAGCAAAAGCGUUUCAACACCAUCCGCUAGGCGUGAUUUGGCUGAAGAAAUUGUGAUGUAUAUGAAUAACAUGAGCAGUCCGUUGACGAGCCGCACGCCAAGCAUUGAUUUACAACGGGCAUGUGAUGAUAAAUCAACUGGUAAGAAAAGUCCAACACUGGUCAAGGCGUGCAGAAGAUCCAGCUUGCCUCCUCAUUCUCCUAGGCCGAUGAGACUUACCAAAUCUAAAAGUUACACGAAAACUGAGGAGAGACCAAGGGACAGACUCUGGUCUUCUCCGGCCUUCUCACCUACUUGCCCAUUUAGGGAAGACUCUCAAGAUGCAUUAACCCAUUCGUCACCUUCAUUUAAUUUAGAUACACUGCUAGUACCUAAACUAGACGUUCUGAGGAACAGUAUGUUUACUGCUGGGAAAGGAGUUGCAGAGAAAGCCAGCAAAUGGUAUUCAAGAUUCACCAUGUAUACCACCUCAUCUAAGGAUCAAAGUUCUGAUCGUACCAGUCUUUCUUCAGUGGGAGCCCAGGAUUCUGAAUCUACCUCUUUAACAGAUGAAGAUGUUUGCCAGGAGUUGGAAGGAGCCACUUCCUCCCAAGAGAGCAGUGCCACUUCAGGGACUAAGGGAAUUGAUUUCAGCAGAACAAGCCUGGAAAGUUCUGCCUCCUUAGAAGGAUCCCUGUCGAAGUUUGCCCUACCUGGGAAGUCAGAAGUGACAUCUUCCUGCAACACAAGUAAUACAAAUAUCUUCCAGAACUAUGCAAUGGAGGUCCUUAUCUCAAGUUGCUCUCGGUGUAGAACUUGCGAUUGUCUUGUCCAUGAUGAGGAAAUCAUGGCUGGCUGGACAGCAGAUGAUUCAAAUCUCAAUACUACAUGCCCGUUUUGUGGCAAUCUUUUCUUGCCUUUUCUGAAUAUUGAAAUAAGAGAUUUAAGACGACCUGGAAGGUACUUUCUGAAGUCAAGCCCAUCUACAGAAAAUAUGCAUUUUCCAUCCUCCUUUUCAAGUCAGACAAGGCAGUCUUGUAUCUCAACAUCAGCCACUGGUCUUGACACAUCUGUUAUCUCUGUUCAAGGGAAUUUUGAUCUCAAUAGCAAAUCUAAACUGCUGGAAAAUACAUGUGCCCGAAGUAUUCAGAUCCCUGCUGAUAGAUCAAAAACAGCUGUGUCAAAAUGUCCACUAUUUCCAAUGGCCAGGAGUGUUAGUACUUAUGGCCCCUUGGAUAAGGAAGACCCUGGAGGGCAGAAACUCAUUUCUACAGGCAGCCUGCCAACUACUUUACAAGGAGCUACAGAUUCUUUAGGAUUAGAGUGGCAUCUCCCAAGUCCAGAUCCUAUCACUGUUCCCUAUCUUAGUCCUUUAGUGGUAUGGAAGGAACUCGAAAGCUUAUUGGAAAAUGAAGGUGAUCAUGCCAUAACAGUGGCAGACUUUGUGGACCAUCAUCCAAUUGUGUUUUGGAACCUGGUGUGGUAUUUUAGACGUCUUGACUUACCCAGUAAUUUACCUGGAUUGAUUCUUUCUUCUGAGCACUGUAACAAGUAUUCAAAGAUUCCUCGCCACUGUAUGUCUGAAGAUAGUAAAUAUGUUUUAAUACAGAUGUUAUGGGACAAUAUGAAAUUACAUCAGGAUCCGGGACAGCCCUUGUACAUCCUCUGGAAUGCCCACACCCAAAAGUAUCCAAUGGUCCAUUUAUUGCAAAAAGGUGAUAAUUCAUUUAACCAGGAACUAUUGAAAAAUAUGGUAAAAAGCAUUAAAAUGAAUGAUGUCUAUGGACCAAUGAGUCAGAUUUUAGAGACCCUGAAUAAAUGCCCUCAUUUUAAAAGACAGAGGAGUUUAUAUAGAGAAAUACUAUUUCUCUCGCUUGUGGCACUGGGAAGAGAAAACAUUGAUAUAGAUGCAUUUGAUAAAGAAUACAAGAUGGCAUACGAUCGCCUCACACCUAGUCAAGUCAAAAGUACACACAACUGUGAUCGACCACCAAGUACAGGGGUGAUGGAAUGUCGAAAAACCUUUGGAGAACCUUAUCUUUAA